Molecule: messenger RNA, 325 nt
Organism: Meloidogyne enterolobii
Lineage: Eukaryota; Metazoa; Nematoda; Chromadorea; Rhabditida; Meloidogynidae
Source: the annotation of a GenBank genome assembly
UCUUUUAUUUAUUUUUUCACUUUUUCUUUCAAUUUCCAGUAUUGCCUAAAUGCAACAACAACAACCAAAUGGAACUUCAAUACCCAACAACUUUCAACAAACAAUUAAUUCCAUUACAUACCCCCAAUUACAACAACAGCAACCAUUAUAUUUCGAAACAACAAAUUCAACUUCAAAUAAUUCUGACAAUUUUUAUUCAAUGCAACUUCAACCUUUUCAAACACAACAAAUCCAAACUGGAGAGUUACUCGAAACAAAACAACAAAAAAGUUCUGCUGAACAAUUUAAUGUAAAUAAUGAAAAUAUAAUUAAAGUAAGAGAUUAA